AUGGCUACCCUUGAAGAUGUUCUCGAGAUCCAGAAGAAGGAGGGUAUUUUGAUGGCCCCGGCUACAAGUAGCAAUACGUCCAAAGGCACACUCUCUACUCAGACGAACAGCACGGUGAACUUCGCUCUUCGAAACAACACGAGCUCUUCAAACGCAUAUGCUUAUGUUACUGGUCUCGAUAUUAACAGGAACAAUAUUCCCUUUCUUCUGCAAAGCGAUAGGGUUACUCCUUACUAUCCGGCUUCGCCAUCCAGCACUCUGCAGCCACUCCAGGCCAACUGCGCUAUCUCCCUAGGAGCCCCAGGGACUACCACGACAGUCACAGUUCCACAGGCUGCAGGAGGUAGAGUCUGGUUCUGUCAAAAUGGAACCUUGACCUUCCGUCUGAACCCAGGCCCAGCCAUAGUCGAGCCCUCUGUCAUGAACACCUCUGAUCCCAACUACAAUUUACCAUGGGGUUUCUGCGAGUUUACCUUUAACAGCUUCCAGCUCUUCGUGAACAUUAGCUACGUGGACUUUGUUGCUCUUCCGAUAGCUCUACAGCUAGAAAACACUUCCGGCACCGUGACCAGCGUGCAAGGUAUACCCAAGAAUGGACUGGAUCUUGUUUGCUCUCAGCUCCAGGCACAAGAUGCGAAAGACAACGCCGGGUGGAGUCAACUCAUCAUCCCGUCACCUUCUGGAGGUAAUCUUCGAGCUCUUAGUCCGAACAGUGGGAUCAACAUGAAUAGCAGUCUAUUCCAGGGCUAUUACCAGUCAUAUGUUGACCAGGUCUGGGCCAAGUACGCCAGCACAGGUCUGACCGUCGACACACAAGCUGCAUAUGGCGUGGUCACGGGUAAAGUGUCUACUAGCACUGGCAAAUUGACGUUUGAUAAUGUUGGCGGGUUCUCCCAACCCAGCGCAGCAGACAUAUUUUCGUGCAGCUCGGGCGCAUUUGGAUACUAUGAUACCAAUACGGAUGAGAUGGCCAACAUCACCGCUCGCUUGGCGGCCGCUUUCAACAGGAGCACCCUCUUGAUUAACACCAGCCAGCCUGACAACGAGAACGUGAGCAACUACUAUCAAGAUGCCAUCACCAACCACUACUCGCGCAUCUGCCAUCUUGUCAACCUUGACAAGCGCGGCUAUGCCUUCCCGUACGAUGAUGUUGGUCCGUCAAGCGGAGUCGACCAGUCCGGCUCGGUGUAUGACUCCAACCCGAAGCUGCUCACCAUCACGGUGGGCGGGUCCACCACAACCUCAUCCGUGCGCCUCCGGGACAUGGCACGCGCUGGCAAGCAGCUUGUUGGCGGCCGCAGGGCUGCCGGGCACCACGUGCGGCGAGAUCUCACUUGGGAUGACGAUUCCGCUGUCGAGGUGGAGGUGGAUGAGAAACACUCGGAAGUGGACCUCGAAAAGGGCCUCGGCCGAGGUAAGCAAGACAGCAUUUCUGCUGAUACCCUGGUGUCCUCAUCAGUCAUGUCUAGGUCUCUGACCUCGCUCGUCCCGCCGUCCUGGCAGCGAAGGGCCGAAGCGUGGGUGGCGCGGCUGGAAGCAAUGCCGCUGUACGUCCGUAUGAAGCCGGUGGUUGACCUUUUCAUUCGUUGCAUGAUCUUGUUCAUGUCUCUUUCUGUGCGUGCUGUUGUCAGUCGGGUCAGCAUGGUGCUUCUGUUCCUAUUUUUCUAUUUGCUUAUGCCAUUGGCCGGGACACACGAGCCGGCCAAGACAGUUGUGGUUCAUGGCAUGUACAAUGGGACGCUCAUUUCGUGA
This is a messenger RNA of Phaeoacremonium minimum UCRPA7, 1752 nucleotides long. Its product is annotated as putative glucanase b protein. Lineage: Eukaryota; Fungi; Ascomycota; Sordariomycetes; Togniniales; Togniniaceae. The record is from RefSeq and is a predicted model, not a curated record. The transcript has a single exon. Bases 1 to 1752 code for a protein of 583 amino acids.